Molecule: messenger RNA, 1143 nt
Organism: Colletotrichum truncatum
Lineage: Eukaryota; Fungi; Ascomycota; Sordariomycetes; Glomerellales; Glomerellaceae
Source: RefSeq, a predicted model, not a curated record
AUGCAAGAGACGACAAACCAAACAAAGCCUACACCCACCCGUCGCCGACAUGGCCGAAAUGGCGGCGGUAAAGCUGCAGGGCAGAAGAUGUAUGCCUCCGAAAACGACAUGGCGAACGUUCCGAACCUGGGCUACGAACAGUUCGGUCAUCCUCAUACUCCGCAGAAGUCAUACUCAGGCUCUCCUGACCCACAGUCGGUCAUGAGUAACCAGAACAGCUCCAAGCAGCGCUCUCGCAACAAGCCUCGAGUCAAAAACUCCAACCCCAUAGCCUCCCCGGACAACGGUCGGCAUGACCGCCGCUCGACUCCCCAAAGCAUCCCCGCGAACAAUAAGCCUAGCUCAUCUACCGCAUUCGCUGGCGCAACCUUUCAUGCCUCUCCUGCCCCGUCCGCCUUGCCCAUGCCCAGCUUUUAUUCCAAGGCAGUCCCCGAAUCCCCUGGAGGCCGAGGUACCAGACAAGAAGUUCAACAACAACCAUCACCUCCAGCAACGGAUUAUGAAGCUCCAACACCUCGCCAUUCGUCAAAUGCACCUGUGGCCCGCGAGUCGCCGCUUGAUGCCAUGUUCAGAGCUGACAGAGCUGAGAAGGAAAAGGCACGGUGGGUGAGCUCUCUCCACUCAUCGGCACGGCCGCAUGGUUCAGUUUCACCACCCGUUCCUUCGUCCAAUGACAACAAUAGCCCCUUCGUCGGGAAACCUCACAACACUCAUCCGGGGCAUCGCAUGCCCAUCCAUCGAUCAUCCAGUGGCAUUUCCUCGGCAGAACUUGACGGCUUCUCUGGUAAGCCUCUCGGCCCAGCCUUUUCUACUCCUUAUCAAGACCGCAUUCGAGCUGCUCGCGCCGUUCCCAGCCUGGCAUCAGCGAACCCGAUGGGAUCGCAGGACUCCCCAUCUGAAGACCGUUCCGAGGCUUUAAAGAAGUACUUGUUCGGGGGCAAGGGCUCGGCACCAUCCCCUCAGUCUACACCUUCGAGGUCUUCAGCCCCGUACACCGACAACGGCGCCAUUGGAAACAAGCCUCAUGGUGAAGAAGGUCGGUCUUCUGAUCUGCGUGCUAUGGAAGAUAAUCUUCGUCGCAUUCUUAAACUUGAUUCUCCACUAGCGGCUGCCAAGUCGAGCGAGCGGCCAUUAUACUCAUAA